AUGAUUAAUGAACGUUUUAAUCAACAAGCUAUACGGGAGCAUAAUCGACUUCGUUCUUUACAUGGAUGUGGAGAACUUCAAUUAGAUGAAGAAUUAAUGAUUUCAGCACAAAAAUGGGCUGAAAAUUUAGCUGACGCUGAAAAACUAUAUCAUAGUAAUUAUAAUGAUUAUGGAGAAAAUUUGGCUUUUAAAAUGUCUGUGGCACCAUGUCAAAUAACAGGUGAAGAAGUUUCACAGACCUGGUAUAGUGAGAUUGACUAUCAUGACUUUAAUCAAUGUUAUCAUCCAAAUUCACGUCAUUUUACUCAGAUGAUUUGGAAAUCCACAACACAUGCUGGAUUUGGAUUAGCCUUAAGUCAAGAUCAAACAAAAGCAUAUGUUGUUGGACGUUAUUUACCUGUAGGUAAUAGAGGGGAUUUCGGAUGGAAUGUACCACAUUAUCAAGGAGUUAAGAGAUCUGGUGACAAUGAAAGCCGGUACACUGCAGAUGGAGGAAGUGCAAAACUGAAUGAUACUGGAUCAGCAAAUAACGACACAUCAAGAGGCAAUAUGUAUUCAUUGGAUCGUAAUUCAACUAGAUCAAGUCAUAGACGAUCUUUUAGAGAAAGUCUAGGAUUAUCAGAAAGAUGCAAAUGUUACUGGGAUCAUACACCAUAUUUACCUGAAGGACACUCUAUAAUAAACGAAGAUGAACGUUCUAGAACUGGUUCAAUACGUAGUGGAGACUUUCAACGUUCCAGACCGACUUCAUUUUCAAAUAAUGAUGAUAUACAUUUUAAAUCUGUAUAUACAAGAAGUUCUGAAGAUUUACGACCUAAAACUAUAAAUGUCACUACUACUAGUUUACCGAAUACAGAUGAUGCACACAAUUCAUUAUGUAGUCCAACAGUGAUCAAUUUAAACUUUAUGAAUUCAGAUGAACGUCCAAUUACGAAUGCGAAACCAUCAGAUGACUUUUCGGGUUCUAAUCGUGUGUCUAUCAGAACAUCAAUGAGAAGACCAACAAGAAGUUCAACACCAGUGUGUAAUGGACACUCAUAUGAAAGAGAGAGCAGUAUUUCUUCAAGUGGAAGAGCAAACUAUCUAAGCACUGUAAAUACUAGAGGUUCGAAUGACAACCAUUCACAAGACGAACAACAUGGAAGAGCUAGUUAUAUAAAAAAUGAUCAAUAUGGAAGAUCUAGUUAUAUGAAAGACGAACAACAUGGAAAUGAAAAUGAUGACUGUAACAGUACAUUAAGAAGCUCAAGCGCUUCGGGCAAAGGGAUUCAAUAUUGUUCAUACUGUAAACAACGUGGACAUAAUAUUGUUAUUGAAAGAGAUUAUAGAAGGUAAGUUGUAGAUAUAAUACUCAUCAACUAUAGUCACUAAAAUAUUAGUCUUUCAGUUUUACUUAUAGUUAAUAUUAGAUGUUUAACACUUAAUUAUAGAAAUCAAUUACUUUUAACCAGCCUAUUUACAUUUAUUUUCAUUAUUAUGUCAAAAUGUAUACAAUUGUACUAUCAAAUAACGGGGUUGAUAUUAGGUGUGUAUGUAGAUUAUUUAUUUUUCACUGUUCAUGUAAAUUCAUUUUGAUCAAGAAUAACCUGAUAUUGACAAAUUCAGAUUUAUUAUGAUUGAUUAUACCAAAAAUAUUCUUCAUUGUUCCCUUUGUACUAUUUAAACUUAUAUUCAUUUGAUUCGGCCAUUUAUUUACUUUGAAGAAGCAGCUUAUAUUAAGUUACGAAACGUCAGAAAUAUAAAUUUUCUAUAACAGAAAACAAUAUAUAUGUAUUAUUUUACCAUGAUAGAAAUACUUUUACAUAAACUGUAUUUGUGAAUACAAUAUAUGAGGUGUUUUCGUUCUGUUCUACCCUAUAAACUAAUGCAUUAAGUAUGAAGUUUAUAUGAAUCGAUUCAUUAUUGAAACAGUAGUAGCUUCAUCAAAUGUAACUGCAUUCGUUUGUUUGUUUUUCUAAUGUUAUUACAUUUCAUAGUUUCAUUUUUGUUUUUUUUUUACUAAAAGUUCAAUUCUUAAUUUAUUUCAGAAGUGUAGGCUUUGGAAAUAUGUUAUCAAUAAUUUAACUUUAAUUUCAAGAUGAGGUUAUAUAGACCAUGGUGUAUAUUUUUAAAAGAACAGUAUUGUCUUUAAUGAUUUUGAAAGACUUAUAUGAGAGAGAAUAAUUGUAGUUCAGUGAGAAUUCUCUGAGAAUUAUAGUUUGUUAGGCAAAUAAUCAAGAAAUCAGUUCAUAAACUCUAAUCUUUAAUGUAGAUGAAGUAUUGAGAUAAAGAUGAAGUCAUAAGAAGAGAAUUCAUAAUGGGAAUAGACGAAAUGUUGGAAAGUAACAGAUGGAUACGAUCAAGAACAAGGCUAACUCAAAUGCUGUUACAUAUGUGUGAUUGGUUGUUGUAUUCUGAUUACUAUUGCUGUGACAAAAUACUACUCUUUAGAGUGCCUGAAACUGAAAUCGGAACAGCAGUGAUCUUGAAAGCUCGAAAGCAUAGCUACAAUGACCUAGAAACGACUGCUUGAGGUCGACUAUACACGGCAUUUUCUCAGGUAGUUUCUAAUCUGUUCACCCAAUACUUUUAAGGUGUUGUUGUAGUGAACGAGAACAGAAGUGAGGAUAAUCAAAUGUAUUUGAACACAAAAUUACAAAACGUCUUAGUAAAAAUCUGAGAACCAUACAGUAAAUACUUAAUUGUCUCAAAACGUACUGUUCCUUUUGCGAAGAUGAAUCAAUCGUCUCACAUUUCAUUGUUCCUGCAUUUUCAUACUAAUUGCUUUAUGUUCCCGUUCUUUCCUUCACGACCUUCUACUGCCAGAAAUUCUAAUCCUGACUAUCGUUAUAUACUACUCACAUCGAUAUUAGUAGCACACACCACAUUAUCUCUGGAAGAAAGUAUUCCAUCAGAGGGAAGAAAAGAUAAGGUGUACUACUUUUCAGUCCAACUUUUUCUAAACCCUCCCUUUCAUCUUGAUAAAACAAGAUUACUAUGGAAAUUCUUAAAUUACACACUGAUUGUUUUUCAACUAUAUUAUUUAGAAAAACUAAAGAAACUUUACAAUAUAAUCAGUUAAUUCGAAAGAUAGGGUCUACUAGAGUGAUUGUUACCUGGGUGAUUGUGCCACAGGAUUAAGCUGUACUAUUCAGAUUAUAGAGUUAAAGUCUACACGGUGUCUGGUUCUCCUGUUAAACGGGAUUGAGUUGUACUGUUUGUAUUGUCACAUGAAAGUCUGGAUGGUGUCUAGAUCUCCUGAAAACCAAUGUAAAAUUACUCUACCCCAUGAGGGCACAUUAUCUAACUAUAUAUAUACAUAUAU
Messenger RNA from Schistosoma bovis, 3304 nucleotides. The record is from the annotation of a GenBank genome assembly. NCBI's taxonomy places the organism in Eukaryota, Metazoa, Platyhelminthes, Trematoda, Strigeidida, Schistosomatidae.